Messenger RNA from Raphanus sativus (radish), 1495 nucleotides. Its product is annotated as probable serine protease EDA2. NCBI's taxonomy places the organism in Eukaryota, Viridiplantae, Streptophyta, Magnoliopsida, Brassicales, Brassicaceae. Gene Ontology annotation, molecular function: dipeptidyl-peptidase activity; serine-type exopeptidase activity. Gene Ontology annotation, biological process: proteolysis. Gene Ontology annotation, cellular component: vacuole. The record is from RefSeq and is a predicted model, not a curated record. The transcript has 11 exons. The coding region runs from base 1 to 1467 and encodes 488 amino acids.
AUGUCGUCCGAUCUCGGUUUUAUUCUGAUCACCACCGUCACUGCAGCGUUUUUGUCUUAUUCGACCAAUGCCUUGCUACAUUCUGGGAGUGACUCUCAUGGCGUUUCCCCUAGAGACUAUUACUUGACUACCGAUGCGCAUUGGUUUAAUCAAACCCUAGAUCAUUACUCUCCUCACGAUAAUCGCAAAUUCAGACAGAGAUACUAUGAAUAUUUUGACAACUUCCGAGCUCCAGAUGGUCCUGUCUUUAUGAUAAUAUGCGGUGAAGGUCCUUGCAGUGGCAUAGCUAAAGAUUAUAUGAGUGUAUUAGCAAAGAAAUUUGAAGCUGGUGUGGUUUCAUUAGAACAUAGGUACUAUGGGAAAAGUCAUCCUUUUACCUCAUUAGAUACGGAGAAUCUGAGAUACCUUUCAUCCAAACAAGCCCUUUUCGAUUUGGCUGCUUUCCGUCAACAUUACCAGGCAGCUUUGAAUGUUAAGUUGAAUAGAAGUAGUGGUAGUAGUGACAACCCGUGGUUCUUCUUCGGGGUUUCUUAUCCUGGAGCUUUAAGUGCUUGGUUCCGGCUCAAGUUCCCUCACUUGACCUGUGGAAGCCUUGCUAGUUCUGCAGUUGUUCAUGCUGUCUAUGACUUCUCUGCAUUUGAUCAGCAGAUUGGUGAAUCAGCUGGUCAAGAAUGCAAAGCUGCACUUCAAGAGACUAAUAAACUCCUGGAAGUAGGGCUCAAAGUAAACAGAAAGGCGGUUAAAGCCCUCUUUAACGCCACUGGGCUUCAUGUUGAUGCUGAUUUCUUAUAUUUAACCGCAGAUGCAGCGGUUAUGGCGUUCCAAUAUGGAAAUUCAGAUAAACUAUGUGUCCCGCUUGUUAAAGCAAAGAAGAACGGUAGUGAUUUAGUGGAAACAUAUUCUAAAUAUGUUAGAGACCAUUGCAUGAAAGAUUGGGGCCUACACGUUAGACCAUAUAACCGGAAACACCUGAAAAACACUGUUAUUACCGCCGAUAGUACAUAUCGGAUAUGGUGGUUCCAAGUUUGCACAGAACUAGCAUAUUUCCAGGUGGCACCUACAAAUAGUAGCGUUCGAUCUCAGCAAAUCAAUACAGAGUACCAUUUGGAUUUGUGCAAGAGCCUUUUCGGUAAAGAUACAUAUCCUGAAGUUGAUGCAACAAACCUGUACUAUGGAGGCCAUAAAAUCGCGGCAACCAAAAUCAUUUUCACAAAUGGGUCACAAGAUCCAUGGCGUCAUGCUUCCAAACAGACCUCAUCUCCUGAAUUGCCUUCUUACACCAUGGAUUGCCAUAACUGUGGCCAUGGAACCGAUCUACGAGGAUGCCCCCAAUCUCCAAUGGUCAUUGAAGGUAAGUCAAAUAAUUGCAGCUCACCAGAUGUUGUAAACAAUGUGAGGCAACAGAUGAUAGAACAUAUCGAUUUGUGGUUGUCUGAAUGUCGCGGAUCUACUAGGAGUUCUAAGUAACGUUGCAUCACAUAAGUUAUGUUUUGGU